This is a messenger RNA of Hippocampus comes (tiger tail seahorse), 7015 nucleotides long. RefSeq names its product CECR2 histone acetyl-lysine reader (gene cecr2). The coding region runs from base 138 to 4802 and encodes 1554 amino acids. Gene Ontology annotation, molecular function: protein binding. Gene Ontology annotation, biological process: single fertilization; chromatin remodeling. The transcript has 19 exons. Gene Ontology annotation, cellular component: CERF complex. The record is from RefSeq and is a predicted model, not a curated record. NCBI's taxonomy places the organism in Eukaryota, Metazoa, Chordata, Actinopteri, Syngnathiformes, Syngnathidae.
CCCGGCGAAUCGCUAUGGCAGCUGAGCCAGUCAGCCUGCGCGAGCAAGUUUUAUCGGAAGUGUUUCAUUGAACUUUUGAACCUUAAACCGCUUUCUAAUGUGAGAAACAAACGUGACACAAUUUGUCCAGUCUGAAAAUGUCCCAGGGAUGUACAGUUUCUGUGGAAGAAGUCCAGUCUUGGUGGGAAGUGCCCGCCAUAGCCCACUUCUGUUCGCUAUUCAGGGCAGCGUUCAACCUUCCCGACUUUGAAAUCGAGGAAUUGGAGAAAGCGCUUUCAGAGCAGGACCUGAACUUCCUUGGGGACCUUAUUGCUUGUCUGCUGCAGGGAUGUUACCAGCGCACUGACAUUACUCCCCAGGUAGUCACCAGCUAUCUGGAUGACAUCAUCAGCUACCGGUGGGAGCUAGAAGAGGGGAAGCCCAACCCACUUCGAGAGGAGCCCUUUGAAAACUUGCCCCCUCGCACUCAGGUGGAACUGCUGCACCGUCUCUGCGAUUAUCGUCUGGAUGCUGCUGAUGUCUUUGACCUAUUGAAGGGACUGGAUGCAGACAGUCUGAGGGUAGAACCCCUUGGGCAAGAUGGAAAUGGGGCUCUCUACUGGUAUUUUUAUGGCACUCGUAUGUACAAAGAGGAGGUACUCAUGAGAGAAGUGGAGAAAAUCAGUGAAAAUCCUGAGUUAACAUUGCCAGAGAAAAAGAAAAGAGGAAGACCACCGAAGAAAAAAAGAGUUGAAGACCCUGACCUAAGUGAGGCAGAAAGUGAAGAGAAUGCAGAAAAUGGAAUGGAUGAUAUACCUCCUGCUAAAGUAGGUCGUAAGCGAGGCACCUGGUCCCUUGUGUGCGAGACAGAAGAACAGUGGGUUAACUUGGCAGAAAGCAUAAAGGAUAAGCUCUCACCCCAAGACCGCCACCUCUACCGGGUCAUCAGCCAGAAUUUUCUGCCUGAGAUACGCAACAUGAUUGAACACAAGGAGCGUGAGCAGAAACUGAAGCUUGAGGAUCCAACCCCAUUCCGUGCAUCUCAGCGUUUCUCUGAAAAACACAUGAACCAAGAGGAGCAGGACAAUGUGAAUGCCACAGCUGAGUUUGAGAAGAGAAAUGAUGAGGAGCUGGACAGGCAGGUCUUGCUGGCUGAGCAGAGACGAGAAGAAGAAAGGCUUCAGCAGGAACGACGACAGCGAGAGAAAAUGGAGAAGCUCAAAGCUGUGGAGGAGCGGGCCAGGAGACGGAAGAUGCGAGAGGAAAAGGCUUAUCUGUUGUCUGAAGGAAAAGACCUCCCACCACAACUUAAGAAUUUCGAGCCUUCUUCACCUGUACUCAGAACACGGACUGCUAAAGAUUUCUUUGACAUGGAAGAUGACUACACGGGUUUGUACAAAGUGCUGGAAGCCUUGAAGGCUCAUAAAGAUGCAUGGCCUUUCUUGGAACCUGUAGAUGACUCCUAUGCUCCCAAUUACCAUGACAUAAUCCAGACUCCCAUGGACCUUUCCACCAUUGAGAGGAAACUCAAUGAUGGAGAAUAUCUUGCAAAGGAGGAGUUUAUUUCUGAUGUGAAGCUCAUUUUUAAAAACUGCAUUGAGUACAACGGAGAAGAUAGUGAAUAUACUGUGAUGGCAGAGUCUCUUGAGCGCUGUUUUAACCGGGCCCAGUUAAAACACUUGCCGUCAGAGGAGGGUGACACUGAUGAAGAAUUUUACAUCAGCAAAGAAGACAAGGAGCGCAAGGAAAAAAAGCGAAAUCGAAGCACGAAAAAUUUGGGACCUGAAAGUUUAAUCAAGGCCACCGAGGAGGUGCAGCGUAAACGAAGUGUGCAGGGUGGCAAAGGCCAGAGGCUGUUGGAGGACCAGGUUAGCAAGCCAGUGCGACCCCUGACACAGUCUCAUUGGAGCUUUCCUUCGAGCCAGCAACACCGACAUGGAGACAUCAGGGGCAUGUACCACCCAGCACAACGGUUACAUCGUCCUCAUGGGCCGCACAUGUACACUCAUAGUAUGGGCAUGGAUCCUCGUUUUGCCUACCCAGGUCACAUUCCAAGGCAUGGAGAUCCCAGCUUGAAUCGUUUGCCCCACAACUUUAGCAUGCAGCAUCACAUGGGCCAUAGGUAUCCACUGAGCCCCGAUGGUAACCACACUCUUCACCAGCAGCAGCACCCGUAUAUGGGUCCAACUCAUGGUCCAUCUCUGGGCCCCCGUCCAAUGGCCCUUCAACUUAGACCUCCUCCUGAAGCCAGCAUAUACCCGUCCCACUACUGUUCAGAGAGACACACGAUGCACCCUAUGGGGAACCAGUUAUCAGGGCCUCAACAGCACAAUUACACAGGCUUGAGGUCUCCUGGUAUGGGACUGUCUAACAUUUGGACUACUUUGAAUCACCAGCGGCCAGAGAGACCUAGUGGAAUGCACAUGCAAGACCCUAGUUUGGUCAACCAGCACAAUUUGAGUUAUGGAGGGGAACAACCUCCAAUCGGACACAAACCUUGGCCGGAAGCUGCUGGAUAUCCCCAUCCUCCUCCUAAUGCACAAUACCAAAUUUCUACAGCGGCGGUCAGCUCCCCUGGCCCUGUGCAGCAACGACCCCCUCUAACCUGUUCAGACUCCUCCACCAAGACACGGUUAGCCUCCAUGUUAGAAAGUCCAGAAAUGCUAGCUCUACAGCAGCUGUCAGCCUUCUCGAGACCUCCUGCUGGUUCCCCCCAUGAGGACAUGGGCCACUUUCAACAGUCCAAGUCCCCCUCAGGGACUGGCAGCAUCCCAACUCCUCCCUCUCAGCAGCCCCCCCCAGCCCCCGAGGUUCAGCUGCAAUGUCCCGCUGGAGACAAUGGGCCAGACAGCCAGUCUUCCUCACAGACAGCCAUUCAGCACAAAGGAACAUCAGAAAACAAAGUGACUGUAAAAGACAUUUUCAAAGAGCCUUCUUCAUCAGACCACAGUGGUCGACUUAACAAAGUACACCCAUCCAUUCCAAACCCCACUCAACACCACAAUGGACCAGCAGAAGUAUUGCACAGCCCUCAAAGACCUCAGGAAAAUGUGUCUGGACAAAAACUGUCAGGGAGUGGAGCAGAGUGUGUUAUGGAAGAAGGAGGUGGUCAAUUUCAAAAUAAUGGAUCCACUUCUGUGUCCUUGCACUUCCAUGUUAGUAAUAAGAAUUCCAAGAAUCCUUAUCCACCUGAUACUGCUCAGCAUGCACAGAGCAGUCCUCUCCAGAGCCCUGCACUUGUUCAUCAGUGUGCAUCACCAUCCAUGAAUACCACAUCUGAAAGCAAUUCACCACACAUGCUAAAUACACAGCAGCAUAAUGAGCAGAAUGUCCGAAAACAGCACCAGCAACGUCCAACCCAAGAAACUCUGAAUGGGCCAGCUCUUAACCACCAUCAGAACUCUCCUCCACAGAUGAGCCUGAACACAACACAACUGCAAACUCCACAUGUCACCCAAAGCACUCAGAGCAACUCUAUGCAUGGCAUGUCACAUGGUGCCUCAAAGAGAGUCCAACCUGGACCUCCUCAGCCAGCCCCUCUCACCUCUCUGCCCCCCAGCCAUCCUACUCCACACUUACCCUCCCAGCCAAGCCCAGCAGAGCAUGGAGCUCAAACACCAUGCGAGCCUGCAAGUCAGCGAGACACAGAAGGUCCACCUGCAAUGAAAUUUGGAUCUUCUAAUACUGCUUAUAAACAACAGCAAGCGUUCAGUCCAAACAGUCAUCGAACCCAGAUGGUGAGUAGUAACCCAGGUGUGCAGUCAGAAAGAGGCCCAGCACCUGCUCACAACACUGCCAUGCCUCCUCAUUCCCAAAUGGUAAAUGGAGACAUGGCUUCAUACAGCAAUCCACCACAACCACAGUAUAGCCAGGCAAGCAUGACCAGGCCCAUUUGUCAUUCUGCUCACCACCCUUAUCCCAACCAGACCCUCAACCCCCUCCACAGUACCCCGGACCACUCCACCUAUCACCAGCAACAAAGAACUGCCUAUUCAUUUCACAUGCCCGGCCCUCAGCAUCUUCAUGCCCACACCAACACGUACCCGCCACAGCCAUUCCAGCAGGAACAGUAUUACACCCGACCGCAGGCCCAUAGUUUUGCAAACAAUAGAGGGGGUUAUCCCUCAGAUGUUUGGCAGCAAUCUCAACAGCCCAUGCUGCCUACUACCUACCUGCCCACACUGAGUGCCAAAGGAAACAAUCAGGUCAAUGAUGGGUGUGUGUCACCAAUAGGCUGUGAUCUCUCCACUACUGUGAGUUUGUUGUCCCCAAAAGCUGGGUCAGUCUCUGGAGGCUUGGAGGAGAGGAAAUGGGAAAGCAGAAACAGUGGUCGUGAUAGCCCAGCAAAGCGUAGUCGCACUAAGGGGAGCUUGGAGCAACCUGAAAGUCCAAAAGAGAUCCUGGACCUCGAUAGCCACAAUGCCGCCGCCCGCCGUCAUAACAACCACCCAAUCUCCACCAGGACACACAUCCCACCUGGCUUCAUGUAUGACACUCGCACUAUGCACCCGGCAGUGCAUCCAGAUGGUGCACCACCAUGCCACAGUGGAGUUGGGAAUGGAGUCCUAUACGCAAGACCUCCCUACACAGAUCCAGGACGAUACGGUGUACAGAGACCACACUCACACCUAAUGGAAGCUCUUCAGCGGCCCCAGCAGUUGCCUAUCUCCCCUGGUCAGAUGCGCAUGGCCAUGUACCCUCACUCUGGUGGCCACUUUCAAAGCGUGAUGAUUCAGCAGAGAGGCUUGGCAUCUGAACACUUCCCACACUCAGGGCAACCGGUGAUGACUGCACCUGGCGGCUCAAGCACCAAGCAAGCAUGAUAGACCAAACCAGAAGGUGGCUGGCUGUGCUGACCGACCUGGCAAAGGGUUCAGAGGGCAAGAUUUUCACCAUACAGUGUACGGCGACCUGUUCAAUUUUGUUACCCUGGCUUCCAGUUUUCAUUGGACUUGAAAGUCCUGCCAGAAAAAUCCUAAUACUAAAUUGUUCUGAGGCCGUGUGAACAAAAGUGCUUAGAUUGCAGCCCUUUACAAGUAUUGUUGUGAAGAAACCGUUGUCCAAAUAAACUUGGAUGUUCCACGAAACUGACUUUUACCACUGGACUGCCCUUUCCACUGUGAACAAUCGAAAUAUGCACACGGAGGGGCAAGCCUUUUUAUCAUUGUGCCGUUAUCUACUGACUCAAAUUCUUAAAACUCAGGUACUGUAAAGAAAGAAGCAGAGGUUACAGUGAGACUGUCUCCUUGACCAAGACAAUUUACAAUUGUGGUCGUCUUGGUUGCUUCUUUGAAUGUAUGAGUGAGUGCUUAGAUGAGCACAGUAGCUGUGAAUGAGAGGGAAAGAAUAUGGAUAAAUACCUAUUCUAAUUAUUUCUAUCCACUUCCUAUCCAUUUCGACCGAGACGCUGAGUUUUGUCAAUCCUCAACAAAAUACACUACAUUAGAACAUCCUUCACUGGUAACGUUGGCUUUAGCAAAACUUUAUGGACUGGUGAAGAUAAUGCUGGUUGUUUCAAUUUGUACCCGGCUCCAUUCUGCACUACGUUUUGUUAAAGAAUAAACCACCUGAAACCGAGUGGCCUUGGAAAGUCUUUAUUUUUAGUAAAUACUUGUACAUGUAUAAAUAAAUUCAAAUCUAUUGGCGCCACCCCUUCGUUGAAUAGAUUCAUCUGUAGUGAAGGGAACAUUUUCAAGAGUCAUGUCCUGCCUGUUAUAUGUUAAGAGAUUUGACGUUCCACUCAGUCUCGAUGUGAAGAUCAGUCUUGUCCCUCUGCAUUUGCUUCUGCAAUUCGCUUCCUCUUCUCAGGGAUCACACUUUGUACGGGUAUUUUUCUCCAUUGUUUUGAAAGGGGUACAGUUUAAGGAAACAAUUCCGAUAAGAUUGUGGUAAACUGAUCUCAGUUUCAUGUGCGGAGUUUCACUUUCAAAUAGCCUGUUUUCAUGAAGUCACUGCAAGUGAAUUUAAAUUGCUUUUUACUCAUUCGGGUUUAUUUGAUAUCACACUGGCUUAAUUCAUUUAGGGAGUAUUUGAUCUCAUAUAUAUAUAUAUAUAUAUAUAUAUAUACACACACACACACACACACACACACCCCUGUGAGCCACCACCUUUGUUUUUUUCCCUGUGUCUGGCAGCAAGUCAGUCUACCUCAAUGAGCCAAUAUGUGGAUUCUUCGGGGUCCUUGAAGUCCGUCACUUCUAAUUUAGGGUUACUAACUCAUCAAAUGUUGGCAUUAGCAUCUUGCGUAAAAGUUGUGAUGCUGUGCCAAAUGACAAAUGAUGCUGUGCUCACUGACCUACCAAUCGUGACAUAUUAUUCUCAUUGAAACAUGCUAAAUGAUAGCUUUACAUCAACACUACGUACUUGUACCGUACAUGGUGUUGAUGUAUUUGCACAUUUUUAUGUGACAAUACAAGUUUGACAAUGUGCAGGCAGUACAACAUUUAUAGCAAAAGCUACCUAAGUUUAAUGUUUUGAUGACAUAGCAUUACUGGAAAAAAAAAAAAAAUAGCAGCCUCCAGAAGUUAUAACUUGGGAUUUGGUUAAAAUUACGAAUUGUCUCCCUGUAGUGGAUCUCUAAUGGGAAUACUGUGGGGUUUGGAGUUAGUGUCUUCACUUCUGCAAUUAGAUCUGAAAAUAACUGUAACAAAGCCUACUGUAUGUGAAGUGGGUGGUGGUGUCUUAAGUGUACAAUAUGUGAGUGUGUGCUCGUGUGUGUCUGUUGUGCAGAAUUGAUGCUAUCUGUGGGCUUGUGUGUGCCUGCAUGCAAGUCCUUUCAUUUAUUAGUGAAAACCAUGUAGAUGAGAAAUAUAUUUAUUUGCUAUUUUCCAUAUUUUUGUGCUUGUUUUAAUAUAAAUGUGCUUUUUUUUUGUGUUGUGAAAAAUUACCUGUCUGUUUAAUUUUGAAUGAUGUUUACAGCUUUUUUUGUUUGUUUGUUUUCUUUUGUUUUUUUUACUUGAAUGACAGAGUGGGAAAUGGACUGGAGUAUUUUCUAUCUGUACAUUUCUUAGAAAUAAACAGCUUUCCUCAAUUUGAA